Molecule: messenger RNA, 3487 nt
Organism: Salvia hispanica
Lineage: Eukaryota; Viridiplantae; Streptophyta; Magnoliopsida; Lamiales; Lamiaceae
Product: villin-2-like
Biological process (GO): actin filament severing; cytoskeleton organization
Molecular function (GO): actin filament binding
Source: RefSeq, a predicted model, not a curated record
GGCCCAUAAAAAGAAGAAAAGGAAACAUGGCUGGUGCUGCCACCAUCACCGGAUCUUUGCUCUGUAAUGCUCAUCCACAUUCUUUCUCUCUCUAUAUUUAUCAUUUCCUUCUGUUUUCUCUUCUCUCUAUCCUACUCCAUUGUUGCCCAAGCGCUGCCUCACAAAACGGCAUUGUAUUAUACUACUCCUUAACAAAUUUUCUGAAUCAUCGUCGAAUUUUGGGAAUCGCGUGAUCAAAAACAGAGUUGCAACGCUGAUUUCAUCGGUCUGUUGCUCCACUGACGCCAGUUCAAUCACUAGUUACUUGAAAAAUCCAGUUCCCAUUUCAGGGCCAAGAACGGUAUAACCUAAUGUCUAACACAGCAAAAUCUUUGGAACCUGCUUUUCAGGGAGUUGGUCAGAAAGCCGGGCUUGAGAUAUGGAGAAUUGAGAACUUCCAACCAGUUCCCUUGCCAAAACCUGAUUAUGGUAAAUUCCACACUGGAGAUUCAUAUAUUGUUCUACAGACGAUUGCUGGAAGAGGAGGCGGUUAUCAUUAUGAUGUACACUUCUGGCUCGGAAAGGAAACUAGCCAAGACGAAGCAGGGACUGCAGCCAUCAAAACGGUCGAACUUGAUGCAGUUCUUGGCGGCCGCGCUAUUCAGUAUAGAGAAUUGCAAGGGCACGAGUCCGACAAAUUCUUGUCAUACUUUAAACCUUGUAUCAUACCAUUAGAAGGUGGUUUUGCAUCCGGAUUCAAGACAGUCGAAGAAGAAGAGUUUGAAACUCGAUUAUACACCUGUAAAGGAAAACGAGUUGUAAGGAUGAAGCAGGUUCCGUUCUCCCGGUCAUCAUUGAAUCACGAUGAUAUUUUUAUCCUCGACACAAAAAACAAGAUAUAUCAAUUUAAUGGUGCAAACUCAAACAUUCAAGAAAGAGGAAAAGCAUUAGAAGUAGUUCAGUUUCUGAAAGACAAGUACCAUGAAGGGACUUGUGAUGCUGCAAUAGUUGAUGAUGGAAAAUUAAAAGCUGAAUCAGAUUCCGGUGAAUUUUGGGUUCUCUUCGGAGGCUUUGCUCCGAUUGGUAAAAAGGUUAUUACCGACGAUGAUAUUGUUGCGGAGAAGAGUUCUCCAAAACUUUACAGCAUAAAAGGUGGCGAUGCUAAUGCCGUAGAAGGAGAGCUUUCCAAGUCACUUCUUGAAAAUGAAAAAUGUUAUCUGUUGGAUUGUGGCAAUGAGAUAUUUCUUUGGGUUGGCCGGGUAACUCAAGUCGACGAGAGAAAAGCUGCCACUCAAGCUGCAGAGGAGUUUGUUACUAGCCAAAACAGACCAAAAUCAACACAAAUAAUCCGGCUUAUUCAAGGUCAUGAGAAUCAUGCUUUCAAGUCCAAAUUUGACUCCUGGCCAACAGCAUCAACUACUCCUGUUGUUGAGGAGGGAAGGGGGAAAGUAGCAGCUUUACUGAAACAGCAAGGUGGAGGCGUGAAGGCAGCUACUAAAAAGGCUCCAGUUAUCGAGGACAUCGUUCCUCCAUUGCUUGAAGGAGGUGGAAAACUAGAGGUUUGGCGAAUCAAUGGCAAUGAGAAAACUGCAGUUCCUGCAGAAGAUAUUGGAAAAUUUUACCGUGGGGAUUGCUACGUCGUGCUCUACACAUACAAUCAGCAUGAAAGAAAGGAAGAUUUCUAUUUGUGUAGUUGGAUUGGAAAAGACAGUGUUCAGGAAGAAGUAGAGACAGCUACUAGAUUAUGUAAUACAAUGUAUAACACACUUAAAGGGAGGCCGGUGCAGGGCCGAAUAUAUCAAGGGAAAGAGCCACCUCAAUUUAUAGCCAUAUUCCAGCCUAUGGUGACCCUUAAGGGUGGAAUGAGCUCUGGUUACAAGGACCAUAUAAAUGGCGGAAAUGAUGAGACUUACACUGGAGAGGGCGUUGCAUUAUUCCGCUUAUCUGGAACUUCUCUGCAUAAUAAUAAAGCUCUUCAAGUUGAUGCGGUAGCCACAUCAUUGAACUCAAAUCACUGUUUUGUGCUUCAAUCUGGAACAACAGUAUUCUGCUGGAUAGGAAAUAAAAGCAGUGUUGACCAGCAGAAAUUAGGUGCCAAGGUUGCAGAAUUUCUCAAGCCUGGAUCACCAAUCAAGCACACUAAAGAAGGAACCGAGAGCUCGAUCUUCUGGGGUGCUAUCGGAGGAAAAAAGCCUUACACCAGUAAGAAGACCACACCCGAGGCUCCCAGGGAUCCUCACUUGUUUUCUUACUCCUUUAAUAAAGGAAAAUUUGAGGUUGAAGAAAUAUACGGAUUCUCUCAAGAUGAUCUGUUAACGGAGGAUAUGUUGAUACUCGAUACACAUGCUGAAGUGAUUGUUUGGGUUGGCCAAUUAGUGGAUACAAAAGAGAAAAAAUCUGCUUUUGAGGUUGGACAGAAAUACGUGGAGAUGGCUGGCUCACUCGACGGGUUGGCCCCAAAUGUUCCACUUUACAAAGUCACUGAAGGAAAUGAGCCAUGCUUCUUCACCACAUAUUUUUCAUGGGAUUCUGCAAAAGCAAGUCUAUAUGGGAACUCAUUCCAAAAGAAGGUCUUGCAACUAUUUGGUGACGGCAAUGAGGACAAGUCCAAUGCUUCGAAUGACGGAGGACCAACUCAAAGGGCUUCAGCUUUGGCAGCUUUGAACUCUGCAUUCAGUGGGACUUCAUCUCCGAAGCCUGUCAUAGCCCCUAGGGCUGGAGCAGGCCAAGGCUCUCAGAGAGCUGCUGCGGUGGCUGCUCUAUCUUCUGUUUUGACCGCUGAGAAACGGUCACCUGAUUCAUCUCCAGGUCGAAGGCUAAGAAGUCCGCAUGCAGAAUCUAGCCCUACUGCUCGAACUCCAAGGAGGAGGGAAGAUGCGUCUGCCUUUGCAGAAGAAGCCAAAGAAAAUUUUGAACGGAAAGAUUUGGAGCCAGCUGAGCCUACUGAAGAGACUAAUGAGGAGGAAAACGAACAAUACGCCUCUGAAGCUGUUCAGGGAACAUAUGAUUACGAGCAGCUCAAAUCCAAGUCCGUUCCAGGGAUUGAUUACAAACGACGAGAGGCCUAUCUUUCUGAAGAAGACUUCCAGACAGUGUUUGAGAUGAGCAAAGAAGCUUUCUACCAGAACCCGAAAUGGAAGCAAGACCUUCUUAAAAAGAAAGCUGAGCUAUUCUAGAAAACGUUCAUUUUAAAUCAGGUCCUCGUGUUUCAUCUCAUAUUUCGACCACAUGUUAUCUUUUACUAGGGCUACCAACAUGCUUGAAAGAUUUUUCUCACCAUUGAUGCAAGUUGUCAGCAUUGGCUUCGGUUCCUUUCCUCUACUUCCAACUUUUCUCUGCAUUCUUGGAUUUUGGCAGCUUCUAGUUGAUGGCUACACAACUUAAUUUGAUUUAUUUCUGCAUCCUUUUUUUUUAUCAAUUUUAUCUUGACUAUUUACUUAUAUUGUUUGAUUGAAAGGGUGUAUAACUGGUAUUACACUAUGCGACUAGAAGAGAUGGAAUUGCUUCA